GGCAAAAUAACGUGAAACGUAAUAUUGAGGUUUUAGUUAAAUGCGUGAACAACAUGGUGGGCUACUGAUUACUUUAACCAAAAGCAUUUUAAUUUGUGAUUUCUGGUGUUAAAUCGAUACGUGAAUGAAAGCAUCAUGGACUGGAAAAGUGUUAAGAUUAUUUUGGCGUCUACGGCCACUGCAAUCGUCGCCUCCCAAAUAGCAAAAAAAGUGUACAGCUAUUUUUCCGACGCAGGAAAAUGCUCUCAAGAAGAGAUUAAUGACGAGACAUGCAAUGACACUUUAACUAAAAAUCGUGAAAUAAAUGAUGUGAUUUUAUUCUCGGACGACGUCGUUCGCCACACUAUUCGAGUGACACCGAACAAAGAAAUAACAAUGUGUGAGAGUAGAGAGCUCAAUUGUUUUAAGCUCAUAAAAUACAUAAAGUCAGCACGUGAAACAUUGGACGUUUGUAUGUACUUAAUAACAAGCAGUCAAAUAGCUGAGCAAAUCAUUCGGCUAGGACAAAAGCACGUGCUGGUUAGGAUAAUCGUCGACAGUGACAUGGCGAACACACCACCUUCGCAAAUAAAAAAGCUUAAAGAAUACAGUUUUAUUCAAGUGCAGACCAAUAAAAAAUCAAUUUUAAUGCAUCACAAGUUCUGCAUCAUUGACGGACCUAAAGCCGUUAAAAGGAAGAAUAUUUUAAAAAUGUACGCGGAAAAGCUAAACGUGCAUGCUCAGUUUAAAGCAUUGAACGAGAAAAAGCUGCAUAAAACCAGACCUGUCAAGGGCUUUGUGAUGUCAGGUUCCCUGAAUUGGUCCACCCAAGCCAUGGUCUCAAACCAUGAAAGUGUGAUUGUUACAUCCCAACAGAACAUCGUUGGUAAAUUCGAAAAAGAGUUCGAAAGUUUAUGGGUGGAAGAUGAGCCGGCACUCCUUACGACCUCGUGACAACAUAUUAUUUAAAAUGUAGCUGCUAAUAUACAAUUAUUUUUACCAACUAUUCAACAUCCACGAUAAAUGCAUUAAUGAUGCAACACCACAUGUGCAGUGAAAUGUGUGCCAAAUAUUCAGUGCAACCGUGUACCGACACCACACAUGUGACGUGAAUGUAACACACAAAUCAAUGUUCAAAAUGUAUUGUAGAUGUGGACAGUUGUUCGAAUUUACGUGAAAAAUGUGUUUAUAAUAAGUGCGCUUUGGAUGCAGUGUUCUCCGGUAGAUGGCGUUGUCGUCGUUGCUGAGCAAGUUGGGAUGUUCGUUCCGCUAUUCUCCACUAGGUGGCGCUGGUAAGUCGCCGGGUUUUCCGAACAUGUUUGACAACAAGCAUGCAAGCGAUUUCAAUCCAAACAUGUGAAUUAUUUAUGUACAUCACGUCAGCGUCGCUCGUCUUACCACUUGCAGCAAUGAUAUGACUUGGCUCAUCUACAGCAGCUUCCGCGGCAUUUUGUUAAUCUUUGUCCACCAGUUUAAGUAAAACAUUUUGUGUUGCAAUGAUAAGGUUGGUUACUUCAUCGUUUAUAUCUAGAUCAGGAACAGUUUUAAAUGCUGUCAACACUGAUCACCGCAUCCGCCUAUCUUCUCCCAUCUUUGUUAUUACGUGAUAGUGUUUGACUGCAUUUGUCUCAGUUCCUUUCAAGAGCAGUUGAUUUGUAACACAAAUUGUUCAUUUCUUUUUACCUUAAGACUGUUAUACAUUAUUGACAAUUGUAAGGUCCGGAUGAAAUCGGGAAAAUGUCAUCUUAGUUAGUAAGCCAAUGACUCCACCCUAUUGUGAUCUUCAUACCGUUUUUCCGAUUUCCGCCGAGAUCCUAACGUUCGCGCAUUGUUUUUAUUUAUACAAUUUUUUUUUAUCUUUCUACACAUUGGAUAUAAGAGUUUGUGUCGUACUUCGUGUUUUGAAUUAUAUUGACUAACAAUUACUAAACAUUCUAACGCAUGACUUUUUAUUUUUACAAUACCAACUCGCGAGUGUGCAUGACAAUGAUAAUGCUAAUUUUAAUAAUUUUAUAUUCAAUGUGUUUUAUCUCUUGUUUUUAGACAAGAUGCUAGACUUGACAUGCUUUAAUUUUAUACUACAUUAUUUAAGAAAGAUAUAUUUUAAUUGAUUAUGAAAUGUUUACUUCAACAAUAUGUAAUUAUAAUUAAUAAAUAUCAAUAUCAUCAUAAAUCAAUAUUAUUGUCGUACGCCAAUGCGUCAUAAAACUUGAUUUUAGGUUAAAAUUCAAUUGAUACUUAAAUUCGAGUUUUAGUAUUUGCAUGGCAAUACCCGGGAUUGCAUUUUAUGUUUUUUUAUGAUGAAAAAUUUGAUUAUGCAAUCUGUAAAAUUAAUUCAAAUUAUGAGAAAUUAUUUAAUGCAGAAUUGAAUACAAUACUAUUAUAAAUCUUAAUAAAACAAUGUUUCGGCAUGA
Cydia pomonella (codling moth) is the source of this 2393-nucleotide messenger RNA. Its product is annotated as mitochondrial cardiolipin hydrolase-like. The coding region runs from base 136 to 933 and encodes 265 amino acids. The transcript has 8 exons. Gene Ontology annotation, molecular function: RNA endonuclease activity producing 5'-phosphomonoesters, hydrolytic mechanism. Lineage: Eukaryota; Metazoa; Arthropoda; Insecta; Lepidoptera; Tortricidae. Gene Ontology annotation, biological process: piRNA processing. The record is from RefSeq and is a predicted model, not a curated record. Gene Ontology annotation, cellular component: mitochondrion.